Molecule: messenger RNA, 214 nt
Organism: Sphaeroforma arctica JP610
Lineage: Eukaryota; Ichthyosporea; Ichthyophonida
Exons: 1
Molecular function (GO): protein binding
Source: RefSeq, a predicted model, not a curated record
GCCGGUGAGGAACCGUUUGUCAGUACCAUUUUGCCCAAAGGCGUGUUCCGCCAGAGAGACGAUACCCCCAAAGCACAGCGAGCUGUUGCACUGUUUGACUUUGAGACAAAUGAAGACGACUGCCUGCCAUUCACAAAGGGUGAUGUGUUGACUAUCACUAACGUCGACACGGGGGAAGAGGGGUGGUGGGAGGCUAUGCUCGCUGGGGAGAUAG